AAGCAGAGUAACGUCACAAGGCCAGGUGCUGCUUCUGGACGUGUACUUUGAUAUAGAGACGUAUUCACUCUAAUGCUGCUCUGUGGAUACCAGACAUGGGUCUGAUCUCUACAUCAACAGUCAUCUGGAUUUUUCUUUUUCUUCUGCCUUCAGCUGUGGUCUGUAAUCUGGAAGGGUCUCUGCACAGAGAUCUGAUGAGAGGUUACAAGAAAAACAUACGGCCAUCGGAGCACAAUGAAGACAUCACCAAUGUAAAAAUCAAGAUGACCCUCACCAACCUCAUUUCUCUGAAUGAAAAAGAGGAGACGCUCACCACUUGUGUUUGGAUUGAGAUGCAAUGGCGUGAUUAUAGACUCCGUUGGGCUAACAGGACAGGGUUUGAAGUCUAUGAGAACAUCACUCGCAUGCGUCUCCCCUCUAAAUCCAUCUGGCUGCCUGACGUUGGUCUGGAAAACAAUGUGGAUGGGAAAUUCGAGGUGGCCCUUUACACUAACGCGCUGAUAGAUCCUGAAGGCAGCGUGUACUGGUUGCCCCCGGCCAUCUACCGAAGCUCCUGCGCCAUUAAAGUCAACUAUUUUCCCUUUGACUGGCAAAACUGCAGCAUGGUGUUCAGGUCUCAGACAUACAAUUCUAAUGAGAUUAAACUGAUGCUGGCAGAUGAGGACAACAUCACCAUGGAAUGGAUUGAGAUUGAUCCAGAAGCUUUUACUGAGAAUGGGGAAUGGAUUAUUAAGCACCGCCCUGCUAAGAACGUUGUAAAUCCACGAUACAGCCCAGAUGAGUUGGAGUACCAGGAGAUCGUCUUUUUCCUCAUCAUACAGAGGAAGCCACUGUUCUACGUCAUUAAUAUCAUCGUACCCUGCGUCCUCUUCUCCUCUCUUGGAUUACUUGUCUACUUCCUGCCAGCCAAAGCUGGAGGACAGAAAUGCACCAUGACCAUAGCAAUACUGCUGGGUCAGACCAUCUUCCUGUUCCUUAUCGCCAAGAAAGUUCCAGAAACCUCAAAAGCUGUGCCUCUUAUUGGCAAGUAUCUGAUGUUUGUGAUGUCCGUGACCACUGUAACUGUGAUGAACUGUGUGGUUGUGCUGAACGUUUCACUACGAACUCCAAACACACACCCCAUGAGCAACAAUGUUAGAAAGGUCUUUCUGAACAUUCUUCCUCGCCUGCUGAGGAUGACGAUGCAGCGCUGGACCCCCGAGAACAGGGAAGAUGUUGGGGAUUUCAAGAUGUUCGCCCUGGGCAAUGGGACUCCGCUCCGGCACAGGAGACGCAGCUCUCUGGGACUGAUAGCGAAGGCGGAUGAGUACAUGUUCAGAACGGCUCGCUCGGAGCUGAUGUUUAGUCAGCUGAAGGAGAGGAAAGGACUGCUGAAGAACACUUUAGAGAAAAUACAAAAUGGUCUGGCAAGAGACACAGCACAGGAUCUGGAAUCCAGCUUGGCUUUGGCGUCACCAGAAGUGCAGCAAUGUGUGGCUUCCUGCAAACACAUCGCUGAAAGUGCCAAACAUCAAAAGGACUUUCAAAGUGAAAAUGAGGAGUGGUUUCUGGUCGCCAGGGUGAUUGACAGGAUGUGUUUCAUCGUCAUGGUGUUGCUGUUUAUACUGGGCACCAUUGGAAUCUUCUUGACGGGCCAUUUUAACCAGGCACCGUCACAGCCUUUCCCUGGAGAUCUUAAAAAAUACCUGCCCGAAAUCUCACCUGGGGACGUCACAACUGAAGAGCUACUAGAAAAACUCUAGACCAGCAUAGAAAACUGAAGGACGUCGUUGACUUCAGAGAAAGAUGACCAGCAGGUUUUGCUACAGCAAAACUAAGGAAAUAGAACUUUCAGUGUUUCAGUUUAUAGUCAUGGGUACCGAAAGUGAUUUGGAGAAAAUGUCAGAUCUGAAAGCAUUUUAAUGCUUAGAGGAGUUUUUUACAGUUAUAAAUGUAAUGUGUUCAUACAUGAAGUU
Triplophysa rosa is the source of this 1955-nucleotide messenger RNA. RefSeq names its product cholinergic receptor, nicotinic, gamma (gene chrng). Gene Ontology annotation, cellular component: postsynaptic membrane; neuron projection; synapse. The transcript is spliced from 13 exons. The record is from RefSeq and is a predicted model, not a curated record. Gene Ontology annotation, molecular function: acetylcholine-gated monoatomic cation-selective channel activity; transmembrane signaling receptor activity. Gene Ontology annotation, biological process: regulation of membrane potential; monoatomic ion transmembrane transport; nervous system process. The coding region runs from base 96 to 1742 and encodes 548 amino acids. Lineage: Eukaryota; Metazoa; Chordata; Actinopteri; Cypriniformes; Nemacheilidae.